UCGGAGCGGCUGCAGGAGGAGGACGGAGGAGCGCAGCAUUUCUCCGAGUCUCAGGCUGGAAGGAUGCGGCUCUGGACCUUCUCAGCUGUGCUGCUGUCCCUCUUUGGCUCAGGACUGGCCCUACAGAUCCAGUGUUACCAGUGUGAGAUGACACAGGACUGCGCUACGCCAGAGUUCAUCGUCAACUGCACCGUGAAUGUGCAGGACAUGUGCCAGAAGGAGGUGCUGGUGAAGGAUGACGGGAUUCACUACCGCAAGUCCUGCGCCUCAUCAGGAGCCUGUCUCAUCGCCUCCUCUGGCUACCAGCAGUUCUGCACCAACAAGCUCAACUCAGUGUGUAUCACCUGCUGCAACACACCGCUGUGCAAUGGCCCACGGCAGAAAAAACGGAACCCGUCGUCGUCCUCCGCCGUCGCCCAGAUUACGCUGCAGCUCCUCCUGGUCCCUGUUUGCAUCCUUCUCCUCCUGCUGGACUCCAUCCUCUGCUGACAGAAUGUGAAGAUGAUAUCUUCUUGAACUUUGUGAUUUCAGAUAUGUGUUUUUAUAUGUGAUCAAGCUUUAAGAUGUAAAGAUCCUGAGUGUCUGCUCCCAAAGACGGUCAGCUUUGGUCAUUUCACAUAUAAAAGCCAUGGUGCUGCCCUGGGAGGAGCUGGCUGAGGCCAGAUGGAGCUGCCAGUUUGUCGAAGUGGAAAAUUGUGCGGAUUUUCCAGGAUGCAUUAAUUCCUGUUAGUUUUACUGAUGCACUCAAUACAAUAACAGCAGGAAAGACCAUAAAUAUAGAUUAAUGUAAGAAAAUAUGCCAUUUUACCUAAAUUCCAUCAUCUCUACAGGACAGUAUUAGCAUGCCAAUAAAAACGGGUUAGUUAUAAACAUAUAAUAAGUCAAUUAUUACAGAUUCAGUUACAGUGUUUACAGUAAAACAAUAUGACAUAUGGUACCAACAGGUUAGGUUUUACACUAAUUAAAGGUGUACUUCAUAUAUUAUUGAAAGCCUUUUUGGCUGAAUCGUUUCCUAGUGUUGCCCCUCAACGUCCCUAAGCUGCUUCAUCAUAGAUCCCAUAGGGAAGUGGAUGGAAAACAGCUCCUCUUCAACAAGCUGAAGAUGCAUCAGUUGUCUCUGAUUACUGUUACCUAAACCAACAUGAUGCAUGGAUGCACUCUGCUUUUUAGUAGAGAAUACAUUAUGCAUGGCUUUACUUUAACUUGCUCCCAGUAUCACCACAAGAUGGCGAUAAAGUGCCAAACCUCAUCCUUCUUUGCGCGGCUGGCAGUGGCAGUUGGCUAUGGAAGCAAAUCGUUACCAUAUUUCAAAUGAAAAAGCAUUUCCAGAAAUACUUUUUCAUUUUAAGAAUGUGACUGCAUUAUUUGACCCAUAAAUAAAAUUAGUAAUCAAUCAUCCUAUUUGCA
This is a messenger RNA of Girardinichthys multiradiatus, 1407 nucleotides long. Its product is annotated as ly6/PLAUR domain-containing protein 1-like. Bases 64 to 489 code for a protein of 141 amino acids. Gene Ontology annotation, molecular function: acetylcholine receptor inhibitor activity. The transcript is spliced from 3 exons. Lineage: Eukaryota; Metazoa; Chordata; Actinopteri; Cyprinodontiformes; Goodeidae. Gene Ontology annotation, biological process: acetylcholine receptor signaling pathway. The record is from RefSeq and is a predicted model, not a curated record.